Messenger RNA from Oreochromis niloticus (Nile tilapia), 2578 nucleotides. Its product is annotated as P2Y purinoceptor 14. NCBI's taxonomy places the organism in Eukaryota, Metazoa, Chordata, Actinopteri, Cichliformes, Cichlidae. Gene Ontology annotation, cellular component: membrane. The transcript is spliced from 4 exons. Gene Ontology annotation, molecular function: G protein-coupled purinergic nucleotide receptor activity. The record is from RefSeq and is a predicted model, not a curated record. The coding region runs from base 129 to 1145 and encodes 338 amino acids. Gene Ontology annotation, biological process: G protein-coupled receptor signaling pathway.
GCUUAAAUGAAGAACUGGGAUUUUGAGAAUAUGUCUUUUAUAGUUUUACUUUCACCAGCUGUAGGAUCAUAGAGCAAACCCAGGUGGAAUCGCUGGUCUGACUGGACUCAAUACUGUGCUCCAGAAACAUGGCUGACCUUAAACCCGUGACUUCAUCUGUCAACCGGACGUGUGAUCCGGUUGUCCCAUCAGUCAACCCUUUCUUCAUGCUGGUCUACAGUCUAGUGUUUCUGGUGGGUUUACUCCUCAAUGGCUUCAUCAUAAAGUUUUACUGUUGCCAAGCUCGGCAGCAGGCAUCGAGGAGCUUGAUGGUCUACUUGAAGAACCUGACAGCUGCUGACUUCCUGCUGUGCGUCUCUUUGCCAAUGCGUGUCACUGAUUAUGCCAGCAGGUCUGUCAUCUUUCGGGAGCUCUACUGCAGCUUUGGAGUUACUUCCCUGUAUCUCAACAUGUACGCCAGCAUCAUAUUCAUGGGGUACAUCGCUGCCAACAGGUAUCUGACAAUCAUCCAUCCUUCAGGAACUCACAUCCUGCAGACAGUACGGACUGCCCACAUUGUCUCCAUGGUCACCUGGGUUUUUCUCCUGGCUGCAACAAUCACCUACAACAUUAUGUUUUUCAUCACUCACAAACCUCUGACCUCUGACCCUGGCUACUGUGGGCCCCUCUUCAGUACGUCAUUCAGCGUCCUUCACAAAACAUUUCAAAUCAGUUGCACCAUCAUCUUCCUCUUAGUCUUCAUAUCCCUGGUCUUCUUCUACUACGGCACCUCCCGCAAGGUGUUGCAGGCACAGCAGAGUCAGCUGGCCUCCUUCAGCACUGACAAGCUUCUGAAGUCUCGCAGGAACAUGUUGGUGCUGGUCAGCAUCUUCUGUGUUUGCUUUGUGCCCUAUCACCUGGCUCGUCUUCCCUAUACCUUUUUGUGGACCAGCUGCUCUGUGGGUCGGCUAUUGUACUACUUGAAGGAAGUGACCACCGUCUUGUCAGUUUUAAACAUUUGUCUGGACCCUCUUGUUUACUUUUUCCUCUGUAAGACUUUUCGAGCUCAGGUGAACUUUAGCAUGGGGUCAAGAAUGACAACACAAGCAACCCAGGAGAGUGAGAGCAGCAGGAAAGAGGUGGAAAUUGUAGAGUUAAAUCCAUGAGCUAUUAUGCAAAGUUCUACUUUUUUGAAAUACAAAGAGUUAUAUUUGAUUUUAUAGUCAGAUUAGACCAGUGAAACCAUGUCAUGAGUCAUGAAUUCCAAGUUCUCAUGAGCCACAGAAGGUUCUGCCGAGAUAUCAUUAUGAGUCUAAACUGAGCACAAAUCCACUCCCACACAGAUAGCACCAGUUUAUGUUGCUAGCUUUCACCUAUUAGCUAAGUAGCUGAAUCUGAAGCUGAUUAAUCUGAAGCUUAAUCAGUCUAAUGAUCAAAUUUAUAAAAAAUAAAUACAAAAUCUCAAGUUGUUUCUGAAAUCUUGUUCUUUAAAAAAAAAAAAAAAAAAAACAGCUUUAAAUUUUAAAAUUGCAAAAUUGUCUUUGCUGCUUUUGAUGAUAUAGGAAAAAUUGCUACUUUUAUUAUUUCAAUAAUAUGGUCUCUCUGAGCCUGGUUCUGCCAACGGUUACUUCCUGUUAAAUUUCCUUCCCACUGUCACCAAGUGCUUGCUCAAUGUGAGUUGUCUGAUGGUUGACGUUUUCUCUGCAUUACUGUAGGGUCUGUACCUUACAAUAUAAAGCGCCUUGAGGUGACUGUAUGUUUUUGGAUGUUUGCAUGUUGCGUAUGUAGAACCACAGCAACUUCUUCCUUCUGCAGUUUCCACUGAACUGACGUCUGACACUUAAGUGACAUUUCUCAGCACAAAGCUGAUAAGAGUGUGUAUUAAAUGUGAUACUGUCUGAGUCUCUUUAUGCCUCUUUGCGGUAAAUUGUGUUUUUCUGCUGUUAAUGGUGAGUGUUUUUCCAAAACAGGAAAGAUGACCACAGAGCUGCUGGAAAUUGCUAAAGGCUUCUAACAAAUAAAAAAAGAAAAACAAACAAACAAAAGAAAAACUUCAUGGCAAAUGACACCACUUCUAACACCCUGUACAGUAACAGUAAUCCUAUAACCUGCAGUGACAUGCUGAAAAUCCUCUUUUUCACUGACACCUGGACAUCAUACUUUAUUGCAUCACCUGGGAGAACAUUGUCUGCUGGGACCUUAGGACUGCCUGCAUUUGGAUCCUUAAAUGAAAUUCAGCACUUUAUGAUAACAAUGUCAUGUUGCAUGUGUUUUGUCACACCUCUCUGUGACACCACUGCACCAUAUUAUCAUGGCAAAAAGAGAUCUUUCAAAAAUAUAUCAAUUUUUAUAUCUAAAUUUACCCAUAUCGUCAGCAACAUAUAUAUGAAAUGAUGCUGAAUCUCUGGAUUUAUUAUAUUAUUUUUUGAUUUAUGAGUCCCACGUUGAGGCUAGAGCUCACUCUGCUCAUGUUUUUUGCUGAUUUUUUUUCAUUAGCUGUUGUUCAAGUGAAGAUGCCAGUUGAGAGCUGCAUUUGAUCUUUGAGUUUUUUCAUUGUACACUUAAACAGAUGUAAACACCUCAUGAUUGUUCAAACCAA